Mytilus californianus (California mussel) is the source of this 5584-nucleotide messenger RNA. RefSeq names its product tyrosine-protein kinase SYK-like. The transcript has 18 exons. Lineage: Eukaryota; Metazoa; Mollusca; Bivalvia; Mytilida; Mytilidae. Gene Ontology annotation, biological process: innate immune response; cell surface receptor protein tyrosine kinase signaling pathway; protein phosphorylation. Bases 237 to 2303 code for a protein of 688 amino acids. Gene Ontology annotation, cellular component: extrinsic component of cytoplasmic side of plasma membrane. The record is from RefSeq and is a predicted model, not a curated record. Gene Ontology annotation, molecular function: non-membrane spanning protein tyrosine kinase activity; ATP binding; signaling receptor binding.
UUUCUAAAUAUAGAUGUGCAUUACUUCCUAGACAGCAAAGCCAAUGACGAUGACAUGAAAGAUGAAAAAGAAGAAUUACCACGCAAACAAGUUUAAUUUGUGAUAUUAUGAGAUGCUUCAAAUAAGUUAAAAGUUCACCUGAAGCAACUGAAUAAACUGAUCUACAGAAAAGACUCAUAAGGAAUAUUUGUUUUUGAAUGGUUCAGUUUGAAAAGUAAUUAAUGGUUUGAUAACUAAUGGCAACGGCAGCUCCAAUUAAACCGUCAUCGGUUCCAUAUUUUUAUGGUAGAAUAACAAGAGAGGAAGCAGAACAAAUUCUGGCCAGCUAUGAUAAGAAAGAAGGAUUAUAUUUACUAAGAGAGAGCAUUAACCCACUAGGAAACUAUGCUAUUAGCAUCUGUCACAAUAACAAUUUCCAUCACUACAACAUUGAGAAAAGACAAGAUGGCAUGUAUAAAAUAUCUGAUGGUAGGCCCUUUCCUGGACCUGUAGAAUUAAUACAACAUCAUGAAUAUAAUUUGGAUGGUAUGAUUACAAAUCCAAAGUUCCAAUGUAACAGGCAGCCAUUCCAGAGACCUAUAGCAUUUAGAGGGAUGACAUAUACAGAGCUUGAGAAUGAACUUAUAUCUAAAGCAGAGUCUAUGAAGAACAAAUAUACUGACUUCAUUCAUAGACAUUCAUUAAGUUUGGACAAGAAUGCCAAAAUGGAGAGGGCUCUUGGUGCACAAAGGGACCACCUAAUUUUGUUAGUGGCUAAAGAUCUUCAUAAAAAGCAACCAUGGUAUCAUGGGAAAAUUACCAGAGAUGAAGCUGAUAAAAGAAUGACUAAAGCUGGUCAUGAUGAUGGAAAAUUUCUAGUUAGACAAAGAGAUGAUAAAAAGACCUUUGCAUUAACAUUAAGUUACAGAAAUGAAGCCAGACACUACAUGAUUGAUAAAAAAGAAAAAUUUGCCAUACAAGAUGGUCCAAAAUUUGAUUGUUUAAUGAUGUUGAUUGACCAUUAUCAUAAUAAAUCUGAUGGGUUACUAUGUAAACUAGCCACUCCUGUUCCUAAACCAGGGUAUGAUAAAAGUGCUUUGGCAAAAUAUAUGGAAAGCAGUACAAGGCAAAACAUGGUUUAUUCUGAUCAUCAAAUUCCAGAACGUAGGCAGUCACACACCUCAUUGCACUCACCUACUUCUCCUACUGCUAAUAGCUUCCCAGGGAAAGUCCCAUCUAGGGCUAACAGUAAUCGAGAUCGAGCAUUACCCCUUCUUCCUCCUGAAGAGUCAGCACCACAACCUCCUCCUUCACGGACUGGAUCUGGUAUCAAAGGCAGACCCCCACCUCCACUACCUACUGGUGCAGAAAGGGCAAACUGGACAGGUGGAAACUGGGAACAACCAGAGGAUGUUCAGGACAGAAGAAUUAAAAUUGAUAUGGACAGUUCACAGUUAGAAAAGAUUUAUGAUGACCUUCCGAGAACAAAGGAUACAUUUAGCAUUAGACAAUCUCAGCUUGAACUGGAAGAAGAACUUGGAUCUGGGCAGUUUGGAUCUGUACAGAAGGGAUAUUGUACAUUAAAGAGAGAAGGAAGAAUUCCUGUAGCUGUAAAGAAACUGAAAAGUGAAGACAAGUCAGCAGAGGAGGAGAUGUUAAAAGAAGCUGAUUUGAUGAGAAAUUUAACUCAUCAAAGAAUUGUUCGCAUGAUAGGUCUAUGUAGAGCAGAUUGUAUAAUGUUAGUGUUAGAAUUAUGUCCCUGUGGACCUUUAAAUGCGUUUUUAGCUAAGCACAAAGAACUAAAACAGUCCACAGUUGUCCAGUUAAUGUGGCAGGUAGCACAAGGCAUGUCUUAUCUUCAUUCUAGAAAUUAUGUACAUAGAGAUUUAGCUGCAAGAAAUGUAUUAUUGGUGUCCGAAAAUUCUGCUAAAAUAAGUGACUUUGGUAUGUCUAAAGCACUCAACAUCGGAAAUGAUUAUUACAAGGCCCAAGAAGCUGGUAAAUGGCCAUUAAAGUGGUAUGCUCCUGAAUGUGUAUAUUAUUGGAAGUUUGAUGCAAAAUCUGAUGUAUGGAGUUAUGGUGUUACACUGUGGGAGGCAGCUUCGUAUGGUGAAAAACCUUACAGGAAAAUGAAAGGAAAUGAGAUAUUAAAGUUUUUAGUAGAAGACGAGAAGAGGUUACAGAAACCAGAAUUUUGUGAUGAACAAGUUUAUGAAAUUAUGUUGGAAUGCUGGCAAUAUGAUAAAAAAGAUCGGCCCACGUUUGAAGAAAUUGACCAGAAGAUGAAAUAUCAACAACAGAGACUGCUGAGUUUAAGAAAGUGAUUUUUUUUAGAAAUCAAUUGAAUAAGAUCCUACCAGUAUUGUUCCAAUAAUGUUAAUGUUUAAAACUUUACAUGGUAAUUAGUUGUUUAUCUUUGUUAUUGCAAAUAGAAAAUAUUUGUAAGUGAUUUGUAAAAAUUUGCCAGAACUAUAUGCCUUAAUGACAAUGACUACAAAUUUUGUUAUUUAUGAUAUUGGGGUUAUUAGUAAAUGAGGGAUGAUUUAUGUUGACAUCCAUGUAAAAUCUGAAAGGAUAUAUAUGUUUGUAUAAAACACUCAUCUGUACAAAAUAUAUAAAAAAAUGUCAGUUUACGUUUUGAAUUCAGCAUAAAAUUAGUUAAUUGUCUCAGCACUGUAAGAUUGAGGGAGGAAGGGGGGGGGGACACUUUAAAUUGCUGUGAUUGCACCAAUUAUUUUAUAAAAUCAAAUUAAAGCAGAAGUAAUCGUUUCCUGAAUUUUCAGACCUUAUCUCUCUUCAAGACUUCAAUCAGAUAUAUAUGUCUUAUCAUCAGUUUUUUUGUUGUUGGGAUUUAUGUUUUAUUUUUAGGUUAGAUGAAUUUGGAGAAAUGAAAAGAUCACAUAGUUUAAAUUUGUGUGCUAUUAUUUUAAAUGUUAUAAGUGUAAGCAUCAAAAUUACCAGCAUGUCAAGAUCUAUCUACUUGACAUCCUGUUAUGUAGUUAUUGCUUCUGAAAUGUUAAUUUUACAUUUUAUUUUUGCAGUUUUGGCUGUUAUCUAAAAUAAACUGUAGGAGCUAGGAUAAAAAAAAUGUUGUGUAUGUUAUAAUGUCAUAACGUAAAUGGCAGAUAGUGGUUACAUUUUAUAAAAACAGAUAUUUAAACUGUUUGAUUACGACACUUACGUUUUUUUUUUUUUUUUUUGUAAUAAUACUUUUUCUUUAUAUAUCUUUUUGUGUCCUUAUUCCUGGUGCUACGAAAGCAGUCAUAUCAUGCCAUUUUCAUAUUCCAUUUACAUGCUGGCUUGUGGAUAUUAUAUUUCAUUCUACAAAUCUUUUUUUCAUGGUGCAUAAUAAUAUAUGAAUGGUUCAUAUGUUUAAAGUGUUAUGUGAAGGAAACACAUUCUUUCCCCAGAAUCAGUUGGUGUUUACAUUCCAUUUAAAUUUUUGCAAAAUGAACUGCCCCAUUGAAUAAAUACAAUAGUUAUUGUUCUCUGUGGAGUUCAUUAAAUGGGAGCUUCAAAUUUCUCCGUGAAAAACCAAUCAUUCAUUGAUAAAUUCAGCAGUAAAACAAAUAAACUUCUAAUAAUGAAAAUACAUGUAAUAAUAUUUAUCCAAUGGGACAGUUCAAUUUGCAAAAAUUAAAGUUGCCAAGUAAACACCAACUGAUUCUGGGAAAAAGUUUCAUUUCCUUCACAAUAAGUCAAAAGAACUUUUUGUAUGAUACAAACUGUAACUGAGAAUUUUGUAUGAUAGUAUGAUUUUUGUAAUGAAUUAAACUUUGUUUUAAUUUUUGUAAAAUUAGUUUUAAACAACUUUUUUUGUGCAUUAAACCUCUCUUUUCUCUCAUUACAUGACCUUCUAUUAUAGUUAUUCAUAAGUUGUAUUAUAUCAGUUGAAAUGUUCAUGAUCAACUGUUGAGAAAAGCAAUGGAGAAUAUUAGUUGUUAAAAAAAGUCACAAUAGGAUAAAAAAGAAUUAUAUAGAUUUGAUUUGUUACCAUAAAAGGAUUCAUAUUGUUUUUUAAACAUGUGAUGCAGCUUAUUUUAAUCAUUUCUGGAUACUGGCUUGAUUGAGAAUUUUGUCAGCAUUUACCAGUGUGUUUACUAUUCAAGAAAUAACAUUUGCUUGUAAAUUUGUUGGUGUGUACAAAACUUUUUACAAACAAAAUUUGAUACCUGUACUAUUUAUUCCAAUAAUUGUGAUAUGAAUAAACAUUCCACAUACUUUUAAUAUAUUAAAUUAACAUGAAAAAACGUACGCAAAUCAUGCUUGAAUUUGUAUUUGAAAUCUCAAGCAUAUAGUAAGUUUUGUAAUAGAUUGUUUCCCCCAUUUUCAAUGAAUCAAGAAAAUAAUGUGUGAAAGUAAACUAGCAUAUUGCUAUUACUUCCAUGCAUGAUUCAGUUUUUUCUGUUAAUAAUUUGUAAGUAGGAGGUAAUGAUUAGAAGUAUAUUCGUGAUAAUUAGAAUAUUUUUAUUGUUGUAAUGUAAAUGUAAUUUCCAUUAUGAUUAAUUUCUUUAUCAUGAUACUGCCAUUAUUUUGUUAAAUGAAUGGCAUUACAUAAAGUUUAAAUAAAAUACAGUCUAAAAGAGCAGUUUAAAAUUGGCCAAAAUCAGACAUGGUAAAAAUACAAAUUUAAUAUAUUAUCUUUUACUCUAUUGUUACUAGUAUUUUUACUUGUCCCACCUAAAUAUUUAUGAACAAUUUACUUAUUUAUAUUUUGUAAUCAGUUUUUAUCUGUAAAUAAUUGUGUGUGUAUAUCUUGAAAAAUGCUAUACGAACACAUGUUGGGAGUUCUAAUCAUUACUAAUACAGUUCUCAGUGAGAAUAAAGUUUUCAUUUGUACAUAGAAUAUUACACUAACUCUUAAUUUAUAAAAAAAAAUUGCUUGUAAACAUUAUAUCUAAAACCAGAUUUCUGAAGAUAACAUUUACUUUAAUUACUAUAUUUCUUCGAUUACUUUUUACAUGUAUAUCUGUAACCUAAUGAGAGUAUAUAGUAAUUUAUUUGGACAUCAAAUUUGUACACAGGAUGCAUUAAAGAUGAAUAUUGUUAUUGAUAGAUUUCGAUUGACACAAUUUGAGCAAGAGUUACUUUCCUUUUAUCGCCAUAUUGGAGGUCUUAAGUGCGCACAUUUCUUCAUAAAUCAGCCAAAUUCAACUUGAAAUAUUGACCACUAGACUUGAACUUUUUCUGAACAAUUUCUUUUAGACUUGCUUGUUUCAUCACUAAGAUCUAGUAAGGAUCGCUUAUCAGACUUGUUUGUAAAGCAUGUUUCUAUUUGGUUAGUCAAAUAAGAAAUCAACAAUUUAUCCCUCCAAAAUGGCGGCCAACUGAAAUAACUCAAACUCAAAUAACAUCAUUCGAAACCUAUCUAUAGGGAAGACAGGAAAUAUUACUUCCAAGUCUGUCUUGUUAAUCUGCAGGAGUAUUAGUAAUUUCAUAGUUCAUACACAAAACCCUGUGUUGUUAAAUAGCUAGUGUUUUUGACAAUAGAGCAAUACAUUUUUAUAUGUAUUUACAAAUGACCAACCACAAAUUAUUUUUGUUAUGUUUUUCAGAGUUUUGAUGUUACUGUGUAUUUUUCUCAUAAUAAAUGAAUUUCUAACUA